This is a messenger RNA of Carassius auratus (goldfish), 1070 nucleotides long. RefSeq names its product glycine-rich cell wall structural protein 2-like. The annotation marks the transcript as partial. The transcript is spliced from 3 exons. The record is from RefSeq and is a predicted model, not a curated record. NCBI's taxonomy places the organism in Eukaryota, Metazoa, Chordata, Actinopteri, Cypriniformes, Cyprinidae. Gene Ontology annotation, cellular component: extracellular region. Gene Ontology annotation, molecular function: peptidase inhibitor activity.
UUAAGGCCUUCCAGACUACUGGAAAGCUACAGGCAGGUGAGCUUGAUCAACGUUGGAAUUGAUCUCCUUGGAUUUUUUAGGAACCCAUUUUACACAGAGUUUGCUACUGCAGCAACACGUGUUGGUUUAGCUUUGUGUGCUUCUUCUGACGCACAAAUUCAGGGCCUUUUCCAGCAGAGUUUGUUGUGAGAUCACAGGUCGGGAGGAUGACCGCUCGAGUGGAUUUCUCGUUGAUUGCUGCUUUGUUGUAUCUGUUCGGAUACUUGAGCAUCGCUCAUGCUAUUCAAAGACGUAACACAGUGAAGCCGGGUCAGUGUCCCUUACCAGAGAUGAUCCCACUGUGUGCUGAAAGCUGUUUCCAUGAUGGCCAGUGUCCUGCCACACAGAAGUGUUGCCCAACCACCGGUGGCUUUGCAUGCAGCGAACCACGUGGUCAGGGAAGAGGUCAGAUGAGCUGUCAGGGACAUGGACCGGUUCGUGGACAGGGCCAAGGAAGCGGCCAGGGCCAGGGUCAGGGCCAGGGCCAGGGACAGGGCCAGGGCCAGGGACAGGGCCAGGGACAGGGACAAGGCCAGGGCCAGGGUCAGGGACAAGGCCAGGGUCAGGGUCAGGGACAAGGCCAGGGUCAGGGACAAGGCCAGGGUCAGGGACAAGGCCAGGGUCAGGGACAAGGCCAGGGUCAGGGACAGGGUCAGGGACAAGGCCAGGGCCAGGGUCAGGGACAAGGCCAGGGCCAGGGCCAGGGACAAGGCCAGGGACAAGGACAGGGCCAGGGAAGCGGUCAGGGACAAGGCCAGGGUCAAGGACAGGGCCAGGGAAGCGGUCAGGGCCAGGGCCAGGGACAGGGACAGGGUCAGGGACAGGGCCAGGGAAGCGGUCAGGGACAAGGACAGGGCCAGGGAAGCGGUCAGGGACAAGGUCAGGGCCAGGGAAGCGGUCAGGGCCAGGGACAGGGACAAGGCCAAGGCCAGGGUCAGGGACAGGGACAGGGCCAGGGACAAGGCCAGGGAAGCGGUCAGGGUCAGGGUCAGGGACAAGGUCAGGGCCAGGGAAGCGGUCAGGGACAAGGU